Aaosphaeria arxii CBS 175.79 is the source of this 1710-nucleotide messenger RNA. RefSeq lists its product as uncharacterized. The record is from RefSeq and is a predicted model, not a curated record. Lineage: Eukaryota; Fungi; Ascomycota; Dothideomycetes; Pleosporales. The transcript is spliced from 2 exons. Bases 210 to 1580 code for a protein of 456 amino acids.
GAGCAUCAACCGCCGUUCGGUUCAAUUGCAAUGGCUGAUGACAGUAAGACGUGUCAAUAAUUACAUACCUACGCGCCCCCUGCGGCGGCUAGAUCGUUCGUGGGGGAUUUGGGCGGGCUGUGAACGGAAUACCAAGGGGGGUUUUGCUCUUGAGGCUUUGAAGGGGUGCCGGUAUUGCAACUCCUGGGAUAGCCUUUUACACUUCAAACAUGGCCGAACAAAUGCCCUUCACAGCAACAUUUCCGGCAGCCCUAUCUGGGAAGAUAUCAACUCGAGUAGACUUCUCUGUAACGAUACUUCCAAACUCCCUGAACGUAACAGCUUCCCCACAAAUAAUGACCUGGCCGCUCACAGGCCUUCCCACGGCCAAAAAGGAUGCAGAAACCCAAAUAUCCCUAACAGCAACACUAUGGGUAACUACCGGGCCAGUCGAGAAAGAAAUUACUGUUGCUGCAUCAAUACCGUCAAAUGUCCUCAACUUAACGGCUGCUUUACCAACGAUCGGUUGGCAACCAGCGUCAAUAACGGGAUCGUUACCAGCACCCACCCUAACACAAUCAACGCUCGAUCAAGGGCAGAAAAGUGCACCUUCCGCACAGUCAAACACAACGAAUACCAAACCACCAAACAGGACCACUCGACCAGUCCCUCGCCUCUCCGGGAAAGCCAUCACAGGCAUCAGCAUUGCCUGCUUCAUCGCAGGAGUCACAAUAACAUUGCUCAUCGCAUGUAUAUUCCUCGUACCAAAGAAACGCCGGACCAAAAACCGUUCCAGGCAAAGCCACCUACCCGACGAAACAGGCCCAUCAUCCGGGAUAACCGUCAUAGCCUCCUCCCCAGUAAAAUCAGACGUCAGGAACAGAGACGGCCUCCCACAGCCCGCCGAAGACGGCGUCAUCACCAGCGAGGUCUCGAAGCUGCAAGACGACAUCAAAAACCACGUCCAGACGUACUACCAGUUCGAAGGCAGCGACCUCAAGCUCGAUGGCUCGAACUUCAGGGACAUGGCGGCCGCGCUGAACUUGUCGACGAGCCAGCUCGUGCAGCUGAUUGGCGACCCUUCGACGAGGAGUGACGCAUUGAGGUCGUACAUUGCCUGGACGCUGCUGUAUCAUCGUCGGGGCGGUCUUCCCCCCGACCUCGACGCCGUGAUCGACGCGAUUCAGAACGGCACUGGACGAUGGAAGCCCGAGCUCUUCAGCCAGUGGAAAGUUCUCACGGGGGUUUUACUAGAGGAGCACUACAACACGAAUGGUGCGGACACUGGAGCAUUUCUAGAUAACGACGAGGAACGUUCACUUGACGGCAUGCAUGCGGUGCUGGGCCGGUUCGUCCGGCGGGGGGUCGACGACGAGAAACGGCAGCGGAAUCUCAAGUUGAUAGGUAAGCGCUCGGCGACGGUGGCUAUUCUGCUUUUCUUUCAGCCGGGCACGUUUGAGUUUCGGUUCUGGGAUGAGGCCGGGACGGGUGUCGUAGUGUUUCCCGCGUUGGUGCAGGUCGUGGGGGAUGAUGGGCGGGCACUGAGCACUCCGAGGGUUCUGUGUGGGGGGGAGGCUUUUUCGAGACGAAAGGGGCUUUAAUGUGACUGUUUUUUUCAUGUAAUUGUAGGGUGGUUGAAUAGAGGGAGGGGGUUGGUGACUAGGCUGGGGUUUCAGUGUUCACAUAGACUUCAGUCCUUCGAGAUGUAUCACGGGAUAGACAUAUGUGGAG